Molecule: messenger RNA, 7515 nt
Organism: Chilo suppressalis (striped riceborer)
Lineage: Eukaryota; Metazoa; Arthropoda; Insecta; Lepidoptera; Crambidae
Source: the annotation of a GenBank genome assembly
GGGUGACAUAUGAUUAUUGAUCAAUGAAUGACCCACUUUCGUUUCGCAGUAUUUUUUAUUCAAGUGUAGCAACAUCGAUUACUGAUUGUGCAGAAGAAAAAACAAUGGUGUGAUUCCAGAUUUUUAUUUAUAAUAUCGACACAACCCUGCAAUACAACUUUCCAAAAUCUUCCUAAAGACUGUUUACUUUAGAUUAUAUUUUUUUAGUUAUAAAGACAGUUUGGGGUAGCAUUCAAAUGAAGAUGUCCACACAGCGAGAGAGAAUCAAAAGACGGAAUUAGCUAUUUAUUUAUUAAUUAGUUGAUUAGCAUAGUCCAUAUUAUUUUUGUAGUUAAUUUGAUUCAUUAUAUUCUUAUUGUAUAUGAAAUGAUUUUAUCAUAACAAUUUUGAGAUUCUAAGAUAUUUAUUCAAUUUUGAUUUAUCACAAUGAAUAAUAAAAUAGUAUCUGAUACUGUCUGAACCUUUGAUGGACCAAUAUGGACAAUAUGGCGUCAAAUGUUACAUUGAGAAACAGCAAACAAAGAAAAGAGAACCUCAUUACGAGGAAGCAAGACAAAAGUCCGGAAAAGACAAUCAGAGGCACGAGAGGAGCUUAUCGGGGAAUCCCGUCGACAUCGAAGAGGGGGGAGGAUGAUGAUGCUACAGGCUCUACGGAAAGACUGGAUAGACCAAAGAAAUUCAUCUCUCAGAAAAGCAAUUAUGGACUAGCAAAGAGACCGGACUUUUCACUGAAGAACAGGAAUGUGCAUUUAACUUCUCGAUAUGGGCAGAUGACACCUGGGUUGCACGGGCACAGCCACCAGAUCUCACAGCCGCCGCACCACCUCGAGCCCGCUACCGUAGCGAAAGAAAAGACCGUGCAUGGCAAGGAGAAGACAUUUAAAGUGGUGGUAGGCAGCGAAGUAGGCGUGAUGAAGGCGCCAGUACUCCGACCGCCCGCGUACAACGCCCUGGCCAUCAUCCACACGCAGCAGAGCAACACCUUCGACAUGCUCAAUUCUUUAACUACCAGCGUGGCCAGCCAACCAGUGGUGGGCGUGGGUGUAGGCGUAGGAGGAUAUAGGCGCCGUAGUUCUGGUCAAGGUCCCUUAUGCGACCCAGAACUAGACGACAGCGGGAAUAAGCUGGUCGCCAGGCUCGAGGACGACGCCUUCAUCUCUGAGCAGGACCUGGAAGAAAAUAUCGAGAUAGCGACCGCCACGGAGAAGGGGAUUCCACCAGCUGACGAUUCGGGGGAGGCGCAGUCCCAAGAACCGCAAAAUGAUAAACUUGAGCUGCAGAAGGAUAUGAAGGCAGACAAAGAGGAUGAGGAGGAACCAAUAGGAGUUUCACCUUGCGGCAGGUUUUUCAAAUACGACAAGGAAGUGGGCCGCGGUUCGUUCAAGACCGUUUACCAUGGGCUUGACACGCAGACUGGCGUCGCCGUCGCCUGGUGCGAGUUAUUGGAGAAAAAGUUGAACAAAACGGAGCGUUUGAGGUUUCGAGAGGAAGCCGAUAUGCUGAAGAAACUCCAACAUCCUAACAUCGUACGGUUCUACAACUACUGGGAAGGAACCGUGGCUAAGAAGAAGAAUAUUGUCCUCAUUACUGAACUGAUGUUGUCUGGUACAUUGAAAGCAUAUCUCCGUCGCUUCAAGCGCAUCAACCCCAAGGUCCUGAAGUCGUGGUGCCGGCAGAUCCUCAAAGGGUUAAACUUCCUGCACUCGCGCACGCCGCCCAUCAUACACAGAGAUCUGAAGUGCGAUAACAUUUUCAUUACUGGAACCACCGGCAGCGUCAAGAUAGGUGAUCUGGGGUUGGCGACGUUGAAAAACAGAAGUUUCGCCAAGUCUGUCAUUGGCACUCCCGAGUUUAUGGCGCCGGAAAUGUACGAGGAACAUUACGACGAAUCCGUGGACGUUUACGCAUUCGGCAUGUGCAUGCUGGAGAUGGCUACAGGGGAAUACCCGUACAGCGAGUGCUCGGGGCCAGCGCAGAUAUACAAGAAGGUGGUUUCGGGCGUGAAACCGCAGAGCUUAGAAAAGGUCACUAUACCUGAAGUUCGGGAUAUCAUCGAGUCCUGCAUCAAGCCAAAUAAAGGGGAAAGGCCGAUGGUGAAAGAUCUUUUGAACCACGAGUUUUUCGGCGAAGACAUCGGUUUGCGACUGGAAAUAGUGGGGCGGGACCUCGUUACAAGUUCUGAUAUCACCAAAAUACAGUUCCGCCUAAAAAUCAUCGACCCAAAGAAAAGGUCGUACACCCACAAAGAGAAUGAGGCGAUACAAUUUGAAUUCGACAUCGAACAUGAUGACUGUGAAGAAGUAGCCAACGACAUGGCUAAAGCCGGCCUCAUAAUGGAGGAAGAUGCGCGGAUAGUCUUCAAACUGCUCAAGUCACAACUCAUCAGCCUUAAUCGGGAGAGGAGUGAGAAGAAGGCGCAGAUGCUAUUCAACCAAGAUAUCAUCAACGAACAGAAUCUCCUAUUAGAACAACAACUAAUGCAGGUAAAGAUGAUGCAGAACCAACAGCAGGCGGGUCCUGGCGAGCAGGUGAAGGCUGGCCUGCUAAACGGCGUUGGACCACAGCCAACUCUCUCAGCAGUUCAGUUGGACCAGCAGUCUCAACUGCUGCAAGCGCAACAGCAGCUGCUGCAGCACCAAUUCCAGCUCAACAAGGAGGAGGCGACCCGCAAACUGCUGCAGCACAACCUCAUGCAUGAUCAGCACCUGUUAGACCACACUAUGCAGCAUCAGGUAAUGAUGGAGCAGAACCUUCUGAACCAUCAGAUGUACAAGCACAGCGUCCAGGGCCAGAUGAUGGAGCAGCAAGUCCAGCAGAACUAUCUAGAAGUAAACCCAUCGCAGUCCCAACUCCAACCGACGCUUCUAAACCAAGAACUAUCAGCCGAAAUCAACAACCAGAACCAUGUGUUACAACAGCAAAUCAUCCAGCAACAACAGAACAUUAUCGCCCAACAAGCGGCCGCGAUACAGCAGAAGCAGUUGGAAGACCAUUUAAACCAAGAGAACAUGAUUGCCGCACCCCAGAAUCUCGUCUCGAAUCAAGUACUGGACCCGUCUUUACAGAAUCUUCAGACCAUUCUCACGCAGAUCAUUCACAGGCCGGACAAUUUGCAACCAAGAAAGGAGUCUGAAUCUGAAGCUCAGCAAUCCCAGCAACAGCCCAUGCAAAUGAUGAACCAGCAAGAGAACAUAGACCAGCAGCAGCAAGAAGAGAUGAAGCAAAGAAUGCAGAACCUAAUAGGCGCCCAAUUCCAACAGCAGAAUCUUAACUUCCAGCAAACGCAGCAAUUCGUACCGCCUAUUCUAGAUCCCACAUUUUUAGCUCAGCAACAACAAAUGGCACAAGCGCAGCAGCAAUUAUCGCAAGCUCAGCAACAACUCAACCUCCAGAAACAAAUGCUCACCCAGCAACAGUUAGUUCUUCAACAGCAGAUACUGAAUCAACAACACAUGCAAAUGCCAGGGCAGACUUUAUCCCCUCAGCACAUAAGGAAUCUCCAGCAGCAGCAAUAUCUGGCUCAGCAGGAGUUGCAGCUGCAGUCCCAGCAGAACUUUAUCGAUCAGCAGAAUUUCGCUUUAUUCGCGCAGAAACAGCAACUUAUGGGGCAGCAUCAACAAAAAGUCGAUGAGAUAUUGCGGUCUCAAAGACCUAUGUAUACGCGCCAGGGUUCUGAACAGAGUCAAGUCAGUUCCGUGGACGUGCAUGACCAACAGUUGCCUGAUUACCAGCAAAAACUACCGCUGCAACAACAGAUGUCUAUAGACCAGAUGCAGUACCAAAACCAAUUGCAAAACCAAAUUCAUAAACAGCAGUCUGUCCAAUCGGAGGAACAUACAUACCAUCCUCCAAUGCAUGCGAUGCAAGGACAGUCUCUCCCCCAUAAUAUGGUGGCUCAGAACUUUGGCGUUGUGCAGCAAAAUGAGCGGCAGAUUUCUAGUCAUGAAGGCACCCCGGUGCAGAAUUUCACCGCCAACCCCCUGCAAAUGUACCAACAAGCUCAGAGCCAACCUAUGCAGCCUAUCAUGCAGAACGUUCAAUACCAAAUGGAGACGGCUAUAGCUUCGACGGCUCCGCAAAACGUGUCUCAGUCGAUGCCGCAAGAAGUCCAAAUGCCAUCCGCUCAACCGGUCACUCCUAUACCACAAGCUAUCCAAUCUGUCGCCCAACCAGUCCAGUCGAUGGCUCAGCCCGUAUCGACUGUGCAACAACCUGUUUCACAACCAUUACCAACUACUCAACCAAUUCAGACUAUUUCCCAACCAAUUUCGACAGUACCGGCUCAAAUUGUGUCUCAGAACGUACAAGCACAAACGCAAAUGUCAGAUUCUGUUCCGCAGCAGUUGAACUUGAGUCAGGAACAUUUAGAGAACGGUUAUUCGUCUAACGGCCACAAGGAACAGUUCCAUACGCCGAUGAGUGAGUUUCCGUCUGGCGCGACGCAUACGGAGGCGAUAAAACAACCGGAGUUGAGCUCUGUGGAGGAGAAGCAAGCUGAAACCCAAGAAGCUGGCACGGCGAUACCGUCCCCUAUUUCUGGGGAGAAAAAGUCCCGGGGCUCCAAGAAGCGGUCCCGGGAGAAGGAUAAACUGCCCAAACUCACAGUCCUAGAAGUGAAUGAGACUGAAAACGUGGUGGAAUGCCAGCUCGACUCCAAGUCUAAAACGGUCACCUUCAAAUUCGACAUCACUGAUGUCAACCCUGAAGAGAUUGCAAGCAAUUUGGUAUCAAACAACCUGUUACCCGAAUGGCAGAGUGCCGCAUUCACCGAACUAAUUAGGGACAUAGUGGGGCAGGUUCUCGCCAAUCCUGGCGUGACACCAGUCGUCAACGUGCCCCAUACCUCGCUGCCUCUCAACCUGGACAAGACUGACUACGACUCCGAAACGACGGAACGCGAGGAGAACCUGACCGAUUCAAACCAGGACAACUCUGAAUGUACGACGCCGACCGCCAGUCACGAUAACAUCGCCGCGGAGUUGGCUUACGAUGCUCCAGAACCCGCAACGGCUCCCGCUCCCGCUCAAGCGACCGCUCAAGCGCCCGCUUCAGCUCCUAGGGUCGUGCCGUCAGCCCCCGCCUUACCUAGGAAGAUCAGCACCGCGUCGUCUAUAGGUUCAAAUCAAUCAGACGGCGGGUCAGGUUUAGCGCCCGAACGUUCUGGUAGCACGGAGUCUCAGAGCAGCGACAAGAAGAACCAGAAGCCCACGCGCAAGAUCUCGCGGUUCCUCGUCAGCCCAGUAGUGGACAGAGGACAGGAGCCUGAAGACCAGGAGAAGAAGGAACCUGUCGUCCAAGACGAUGCAGCCAACUUACCAACACCAGUGCCACAGGAGGUGCCAACACACCAAUACCCGUCGGCAUCAAGCGCGGCUCCAUCACAAGCGAUAGCGGAAGCUCCUCGGCCGGAGCCGCAGGAGAACUGCCUCCCCCAGCCCGCGGAACAACCGCUACCCCCAUUAUCUAGUCUCACCACCCCCCUGCAGAUCUCUACCGACCCUGGAUUACUGGGCGUCCGGUCCCGCGCUAGCCUCGUGCUAGGCGGCGGUUUGACCGCGGGCGGCAGCGCGGACGGCACUCGAGCCCCCACUGCGGUGCCCACGCCACACACUCCUGCGCACCUAGCCAACGCCGACAACAUAAACCGGAUGCUGCUCAAGCAGAAUAUUAUCAACCAGCAACAGAAUCUGACGGGGCCCAAUCUGCUGGGAUUACUGAACCAGCCCCAGUUCCCGCAGCCUGACUUGGGUACUAUGGGUCUACACAACGCAGCAUUAGCCGCCCAACCUGGCCUGCCGCCGCAGUAUCAGCCGCAGAACUACUACCAACCGAUGCUGGCAACCGCCAACGAUUUCAUUGCGCAACAGCAAGCAUUACAAUCGUCAGUGAGUCAACUUGCCGGCAACCAGAUCGGACCGGCGUUUGGUCUCGGACUGGGGCUGGGCGCUCCGCUACAACAGAAUAUAGGGCUUACGGCGCCUGCCUUGGGGCUGCAGCAACAGAACAUCGGCCUAGCGCAGAACCUCGGCUUCAACCAGAACCUGAUGACGCAGAACUUGGGACAGAACUUAGGUCUAUCAAGUCAAAACUUAGGAUUAGGCAGUCAGAAUCUCAUAGGGAGCCAGAAUCUGUCGCUGGGCGGUCAGAACCUCGGCUUGAUGGGCCAGAACCUGGGCCAGCUGGUGGCCCACCGCGCAGUGCACCACGCGCUGGCCAGGCGAGCCGCCGACAUGGAAGUGGCUAAUAUGACAAAUGUUAACUCGACGGGGUCCUCGCAGCCCAGCACGCCCAACAAAAGCCAGUCCUACAACGAGUACAUGCUCACACUGCAACACAAACUCGCCUCUAUCUCCAAUAGCGGCCCCGUGUCACCGCAGUCCCCACUAGAGUACAGUCCCGCACUAUCACCUACGCACCGACCGUUACACACACUAGCGAAGGCCGAAGGUGUUGAGGGGCCAGAAGGGGGUGCGGGUAGACACGUGGCCCAGCUGGCAGCACUCGACCAUGAGCUCAGCAAGAUCAGCCUGCACUAUAAGCAUGCGCCGAAGGACGUUUUCAUAGAUCACAACGCUGAACAACACGAUAUGCUCGCAGCUAACGACGACAGCCAAGUCAACACAUACGAUGAUCUAUCAGCAGAAUGGGAGGGUGGUGUAGAAGGCGGCACUUACCGCGUGUCUCGCUGCGCCCCUUGCCGCGGGUAUACGUUAUGUAGGCUGCUGCCCGCACACGCGAAAGAGAAACUCGAUCUCUCGAACUCCGCGCCGUACGAGGAAGGCGACGCGGAAGGCACCGACGGCGCCGAAGGAAACCUGGACUCUGUGUCGUGCGAUAUGUCAGAAGGCGCUGAUACUUACGUGAUAACGGAUCGCCGCACGCCCGCCUAUCUCGUGACCGCGGCUCUAGCUACGCAGCCCGCCCUUAUCAUGGACCCCACCAGAGGGCAGCAGGCGGAAUCGCCGAAGCAGCCGCCUGUGGAGAUUCGUUCUCCUGACAACCAGGAAACCAGUUUCCUGGUGGUGGAUUCGGCCCGGUCGUUGACCUGCACGGUGCUGUCCCCGGAUCUGCCCCUACACAGGGACCCCGCCUUCCGCCCCUAUCCGCCUACGCCUUCUACGCCCGUUGCACAUAAUCCGCCACAGGGCGCAGAGAUCGUAAGCGCAGUAGAAGAACUCCUCAAGUGGCGGUCGUCAGAACUAACUGCGACGGACGGGUGGCGAGAGGGGGCUCUACUAACCCCUCCCGCGUCCGCGUCCGCUUCCGCCACCGCUUGUACCACCGCCCCCGCCUCCGCUGCGCUCACAGACGGCCACGGCCUCAGGGCCGACGCGGUCGUGCAACACACACUUACCGACAGAGUCUGGUGCCGGCACGUGGUGCUCAUCUCGUUGCAGCCGGUGCAGUUAUGACAUGUGUAGCGAUUCACCUUGUACCUUAUAUUUAUUACGUACCGUGUAAUAUAUACUAUAUCAUUACUCGUAAAUAAAAUAUUCAUAUGUGAUAUCUAGAGAA